Molecule: messenger RNA, 2579 nt
Organism: Leptonychotes weddellii (Weddell seal)
Lineage: Eukaryota; Metazoa; Chordata; Mammalia; Carnivora; Phocidae
Source: RefSeq, a predicted model, not a curated record
CCAAUUAUCAAAACCAUUGGUUUAGGCCUUGGAAUCUUAAUCUGGGGAUCAUUUAAUACCUUAACUGGCUGGGCAAGCUCAAGGUAACACAAAACAAUUUCAACUAAGAUUCUCUACACUGAUGUAAGGCAAGUCCUAGGGAUUGGGUUAGCUGAGAGGAAUACCCUGAUUUUUACCCUCACAGAGAUUACAGCUGGUAAGACAUACACGUGAAAUAUGCUACUUUUAAUUAUUAUUUGCCCUAAAUUCUAAUAUCUGAUCUAGAUAUUUGGUUAAGAUACAGUAAGGAAUUAUCUCCUUGGAACAGAAGAAGGAAGAGAGGAAGGGAACUGAUGUGUAUUUUCCCUUUUUACUGUGUGACAAUUUGCUGGACCUGUUAUAUGCAUCAUUCUCCUCUCAUUUUCACAAACAUGAGGUUUGGCUGGUUUGGAAUGGACGCAGAAGAAGUAUCAAAACCGGUGCUGAAUUAUGUUGGAGCUGGAUUAUCAGUAGUGAGUGCUUUCAUAUUUUUGUUCAUCAAAAGUGAAAUACCAAAUAGCACGUGUUCUGUGGACGCCACGCCAUUAAUGACGGAUCAUGUGAUCAACAACACUCAAGAUUCCUGCCCUGAUUAUUCCUGGGUGGAUAAACUUUCCACAGUACAACAGCGCACAGUGGGCUGCAGUCUUGCAGUGAUAUCUGGAAUACUCUAUGGGUCUACAUUUGUGCCCAUCAUUUAUAUCAAGGACCACAGCAAAAAAAAUGACAGCGUAUAUGCAGGGGCAAGCCAGUAUGAUUUAGACUACGUUUUUGCACACUUCAGUGGCAUCUUUUUUACAAGCACAGUCUAUUUUCUGGCCUACUGUAUAGCCAUGAAAAAUAACCUUAAGUUAUACCCUGAAGCAGUCUUGCCAGGAUUCCUGUCAGGAGUUCUUUGGGCAAUAGCCACCUGCUGUUGGUUCAUAGCUAAUCAUGCUCUCAGUGCUGUGGUCAGUUUUCCAAUAAUCACUGCUGGCCCAGGAUUUAUAGCUGCAAUGUGGGGUGUCUUCAUGUUUAAGGAAAUACAGGGUCUACAAAACUACCUAUUGAUGAUAUUUGCAUUUUUCAUCAUCUUGAGUGGAGCAUUAUGCACUGCUUUCUCUAAACUCUAACAAUACAAGACUGGCAGAUGGCAGCAGUGGGUAAGAACCCUGCUGCAGGGCUCCGAGUGAUCAUGCUGAGAAGAGAGUUCAUUUUCUUACAGCAAAUGGAUCUCAACCCGUCUUGGACUGGAUAAAUGAUUUUUUUUUUUUUUCCACAAAUGUGAGAAUAAAGGAAAACUAAGUUUCGGUCAAGUAUAAAAAUGGAAAAUUCUUCUAAUGAACUCUUUAUGAUGGUAGGACUUUACGGGGUGACGAAAAUGUCCACCUUACAGUAUUACAGCUGAGAGUGCUCCUUUUACCACAAUAUUGCUCGGUGUUGCAUAAGCAGCAAAACAGUGUGGAGUUCAUCUACACAAAGAAUUUUGUGUAUAUGAAAGUUUCCAACAUAUUACCAAGUUUCCAACAUAUUACCCUCGUUAAUGAAGAGAGGCAGAAAAAUGUUGGGGAGAGAAAUGGGGAGAAGACCUUACCUUAUAAUGGAAUUAGAUUCCAAAGCUAUCUAGAUCCUUGGCCAGAAAAAGUAAACGUCAGAGUCGGUAACUGAAUAUGAAAAAGGCCAUUUCAUUUUUUGCCCAAACUUAUUUUUACUUCAAAUUAAUAUUGCUCAACUCUACGUCACCCCCUCAUCUUAGCUCAAAAUGCUUUUGAUUAUCUCCAGAUAAAAUCCAUCUUCAGAGAACAAAAAUUUCCAACCAUUGAGAAUAUGUGUAUAAUACAUAUACAGACAUAUACAGUUACACGUAAAUAUACACAUAUAUGUCUGUAUGAUUCCAAACUUGGGGGAAAUUCUAGAGUUGCUAUAGUGAGGGUCUAGCUUAUUAGAGUAAGAAUUUGCAGGGACCAAACACUUCUUUGUAUGUAAAAUUUAUUUUUUUUUUCUGAAAUACACUUUUCUAAAAUCCCUUUUUAAACUGGAAGUUUUCUUCCACUUUUAACUGGUGGUUUCCAUUAGGGAAAAAAAAAUAAUGGACAUGUUAUUUUUAUAUAUAUAUUCAAAAGAGACAGAAUACCACUAACCCGAAUGGGUUUCAUCUUCAUUGUAUGACUUUGAAGAAGUUCCUGAGCCUCCUGUAUCAGAUUCCUCAUCUAUAAAAUGGACAUAAUGAUAAUGAUAAUGUUAUUGUAAGGUUCAGAUUAAUUAAAAUCUGUAACAUGUUCAUGGGUAUCUGGCACUUGGCAAACAUUGUAUAAUUCUUAGCUAUACUUGUUAUCUACUGUUUGAGAAAGAAAAUGUGUCUAUAGAUUGGAGAAUAUUUUGUAAGAGCUAUGCCCUCACCACCAACCCAUCUAAACAACUAAUUAUUAUUCAUUCCUCUAUUUGAGUGCAAUUUAAGUAAUGAUACUGGAUUCUCUAUUUCAUUAUUGAAUUCUUUGUAACACCUUACCAAAACUCAUUUUAAUUUUAACCUGAAAUAUUAUGUUGAUAACUUUAAAUAAAUUGACAUGACACAAAAGCUA